Syngnathoides biaculeatus (alligator pipefish) is the source of this 6028-nucleotide messenger RNA. It is a transcript of the gene stx1a, whose product is annotated as syntaxin 1A (brain). The transcript is spliced from 12 exons. Gene Ontology annotation, biological process: synaptic vesicle fusion to presynaptic active zone membrane; intracellular protein transport; exocytosis. Gene Ontology annotation, cellular component: plasma membrane; endomembrane system; synaptic vesicle. Gene Ontology annotation, molecular function: SNARE binding; SNAP receptor activity. The record is from RefSeq and is a predicted model, not a curated record. Bases 319 to 1350 code for a protein of 343 amino acids. NCBI's taxonomy places the organism in Eukaryota, Metazoa, Chordata, Actinopteri, Syngnathiformes, Syngnathidae.
GAGUAACCCUAAGUCAAUUUGAGAUGUUCUAGUCAGCCAUAUCCCGUCUUAUAUUUAACCCAUUUCACAGUGACAUUUUUAACCAGGCAGUUAUGAUGCAUUGCAGUUCUACAGGACUUGAAACCCCAACAAUGAACGUAGGGUUUAUUCAAUACUGCACCUCUCUGACAGUGCUAGGGUCAGACCGGUUGUUCUGCAAAGAAAUUUGGGUGACGGCAAUGAGAAAAUAACCUUGACAGCACCAGAAGGUGGAAGAACCACAUACACAAUUACACUGUAAAGCCAAGUCCCUGAGGCAGAGUCAAGAGUGCAGCACUGAUGUCGUCCUCCAGCCUCUUUGUGGCUCAGCAGGAGCGCCGGAUCUCACGGGCUCCUGGGCUGUCGGGCAAGGAGACGACCGAGGAAGAGGAUGAAGUGGCCGUGGGAAUGGACAAAGGAUUCAUGGAUGAAUUCUUUGAGCAGGAACAGGAGUUGAUGUUGGAAAGAGGGCUAAUUCCAGUGUUAGCUGACGUCUCCUGCCUAGAAAAACACAGACUUGCCGGGAAUCAUCAUCAUCAUCGCAUGCCAGUGGAUGAUUUCAUUAGGAGAAAAAUGGUGGAGGAAAUCCGAGGUUUCAUCGAGUCCCUGGCGGAGAAAGUUGAGGAGGUGAAGAGGAAACACAGCGCCAUCCUUGCAUCACCGAACCCUGAUGAAAAAACAAAAGCUGAACUGGAGGAUCUUAUGGCAGACAUCAAGACACUGGCCAAUAAAGUGCGCUCCAAAUUAAAGAGCAUUCUGCAUACGAUUGAGCAGGAAGAAAGUCAGAACAGGUCGUCAGCUGAUUUGAGGAUACGCAAGACACAACACUCCACACUGUCCCGCAAGUUUGUGGAGGUGAUGUCCGAAUACAACACCACCCAGUCGGACUACAGGGAGCGCUGCAAGGGCCGCAUUCAGAGGCAGCUGGAGAUCACUGGAAGAAAUACGACAAAUGAGGAGCUGGAAAGCAUGCUGGAAAGUGACAAUCCAGCUAUCUUUACAUCAGGGAUCAUCAUGGACAAUAUCACCCAACAGGCGAUGAACGAGAUCGAGACGCGGCACAAUGAGAUCAUUAAGCUGGAAAACAGCAUCCGAGAGCUUCAUGACAUGUUCAUGGAUAUGGCCAUGUUGGUGGAGAGCCAGGGAGAGAUGAUAGACCGCAUAGAGUACAAUGUGGAGCACUCGGUAGACUAUGUGGAGAGGGCUGUUUCAGACACUAAGAAGGCGGUAAAAUACCAGAGUAAAGCUCGGAGGAAGAUGAUCCUGAUAGGAGGUUGUAUCGCUGCUUGUUUGAGCGUCCUCAUAAUUUCUCUGGCGGUUGGCCUCAGCUAGGACAACAGAAGACCUCGCAGAACAAUCCAAUCCCCCCUUUGACGCAUUUUAUUUUGUUCACGUGCUGAGAAUGGACUUUAUACCGUUUCCUGCUUGUAAAGAAACUGGGCCGGCAUGCAAUAUAAAAAGCCUCGCUUGAGUGUUUUAACAAUAUUUCGAGAUGACAGAUUUCCCACUGCAUGAUUCUCAUGCCCGUCACAUAAGUCACUGCUGCAGUGUGUUUCUAUGUGUUUCCCACCGACUGCAAAUUCACACACGCAAAAACUAACUCAAUAAAUAUAUAAAACAAGGAGACAAUAUGAAAAUGACAUAGUUUUUACAGUAUACAGAUAGUCGCGCCUGUGGACUGUACAGUGCAAAAUUAAGCGACAAAGUUAAUCUUUAGUGACUUUUUCUGAAAACGUUCAUGGUUAAAUUCGCCAGUGGCGCCUUCACGUUCAUGGUUUUAACUUUACUACUUGAUGUUGACUAAUUAUUAAUAACACUUUUUGGCCAUUUUUCCCCCACAUCAUCCUUUGUGUAUUCUGACCAACAAAUGUCACAAACACCUGCAAGCUCUCUUAAAUGGUGAAACAACAAUGUAUAGUAUCUCCUUUAGUUGAUGUGCUUGCAACACCAAACUGAAGACUGGAACAAAGUGGCUCAUGGUAAAAUUAAACAAAAUGCAUUGUACUUACUUACAGUUCCUGUUAAAACACUCCAAAAAUGUCACAAGAAAAUGAUCUGUGUUGUUGUCUUAUUAUUCUGAGCCACUGUGCGGACAGACGCUGCUUGAGGUCAAAAUCUUUUCCAAGUUUAAGAAUCACUUGAAAGACCCAUUCCAGUUCUCAUUUUGUUUUGGGUUUUAAUAAAGAGUAGUAACAGUACCAGUAUAUUGUAAAAGAUAUAGAAGAGAAUGCAAAGAUAUUAACUGCUUUUAUGAAGCGUAAUUAUUCAGUCAAGUUUCAUACGUACACACACACACACUGUAGUACAUUUGCAUGCUGUGCCUUAAAAUGCGUUUCCACUCUCUCUCUCUCUCUCUCUCUCUCUCUCUCUCUCUCUCUCUCUCUCUCCACUUAGGAAGCUAACUUAGCAACUGCUACAACUUGACUCUUUUCAUUCUAAUAACUCGUGCAUUGUGAAUUAUGUCCUUUUAUAUAUUUCAGUGAUUCAAAGUCCCAAUACUUUUGCUCCUGUAAAGUCGAGGAGCGUACUUUUGUUGGUUGAUUAAAACAUUUCUAACAUGUUUUCUUUUGCUCCCUACUCGCUGCCCUGGACGACUGUUGCUCUCUUCACUUGUCUUCUUUUCCUCGCUAAAUAGAAGAAAAUAAUGAUUAUUAUAUGCUGUGUGAUUCUGGGAAUAAUCAUUGCAUCCGCCGUGGGGGGCACGCUGGCCUAAACCUCGGCAAACACACACACACACACACAUACACACACACACACACAUCAAAAAGAGAUAUGCUCCAAUUUGCCAUGAAUGCAAAAGUAUUACGCAAUGUUUGGCAUGCGGUGUGUCACUUCCUGUACCAUCCAUCUAAGAUGACAACAUGUGUUGGCAUGAGGGUUUUUAUUUAUUUUAUUUUGGUUAACAAUGUGCGGUGCUGCAACAAAUGUUUGAGUGUUGUCAUGAUACGAUGUUUUGCCCUCAAAGUGAAUUAUUGUGUGGAAAAAACAAAAGUUACAAAAAGGAAUAACGCACCGCUCUAUUUAUACAUUCUAAGUAUGAAGAGAUACUAAGUUGUCUGUUUUGUGUGUGGGCAAUGUAACAUGACUAAUCUGCAGUAUUUUUUGCAAUGCCACGUUUAAUGACUCAAACAGCUUUUUUCCUGUCUUUAACUUUCCAUCCAAUGUCUACAUUACAAAGUAGUAUUGUGGCCACAACAAAAACAAUAAACAAAAUUACAGGAAUAUAUUGAAUUUGUUAUAUUACUGUGACAAAAUUGUAUUUUUUUAUUUUCAACAAAAAGGUCAUAUUAGCAUAAAGUUGGAUAUUUUCAAGAUAAAAAGUGACACCAAACAACAAAAUCCAGUUGCUAAUAUAUUAAGGGCACAUCUUCAGCGGCAAUUCUAUGGUUACAUCACCUUCCCAAAUUCUUUCUCAAAAGCCUUAAAUUAUUAAACCAAUGAAGUUCACUUCUUUUGGACAGACAUGAGAUUUUCUGCUCUGCCAUGUUCUCCUCCAUACUCUCAAAUUCACCAGUUUGGAGAUGAUUUUUCCCAUCAUAUGUUGGUUUUGCGCCUUUUCUAAUGGGAAAGUUGUGCUUUCAUGGCAUCCUGUUGCCAAUGGACAAUGUUUAAAUUUAGCCGAGGUGCUGAUGCUUAUGACUUUAAUCUUGAAGAGAUUACAACUUUGUCAUUGCAAAAGUAUGACUUUAAUAAACAAAAUAUAUAGUACUUUGUGCUUGUAGGGUUAUAACUUGAAUUUCUGAAAUUAUAGAACAUUUUUUCUUUUCAAUGUUUCGUGGCCCUAAUGCUACUUUGUAAAUGUCCUCUACCUCCCUUGCAAAACAAUGACAAAAGAAAAUCCUGCAUGGUUAAGUCUGGUGUCUAAUUCUGAAGGAGCUCAGUGGCAAAAUUGCUCUUGUGCUUGAUUUGCUCUCAAUUUUCCAUCAUUUUCAUCAUCUCAGACUGUUUCCUCUAGCAGUGAACGUGUGUGAGUGCAUGUGGAAAAGGAAACGUGUUGUUUUGAGUGGCACGAGGUAAAAGGACCUCUUGGCACUUUUUCUAUUGUGUAAACUCUCUUAACACUGCCAGUAUGUUCAAAAAACGUGAGUCUGCCCUAACUGGGAUGUUUUAUUGAUGACCCUUUUUCUUUUUUUUUUUUUUUUUUACGUGUCUUUUGAUAACGCUUACGCUUUACACGUUCAUUCUGUUGGUUCUCACUUGAAGAUAGGGUUGGGCAUCGAGAACAGAUUUAAACCGGGAAUUACGUUCCGGAUCUCCUGGAAUGAUUCAAAUUAAAAACAAAACAAUGGUUCCCAGUUUCGACGCGUACGAUCCGCUGACCCCGAAAAAGAAAGUGGCGGAAACCAACGAAACAGCGCGCGAAGAGAGGCUUGUGCUCGGCGGCGGCGGCCAACAGUGGUGACUGUGUUAAAAUAAAUCACCAGUAUGGAAGUAGAUUAGUGCCAGCAGGAUUUGAAUUUGAAAUAUAAAGUGAAAGGGAAUUUGAAUUUAAAAUUCCACAGAAAAGAGGAUUUGAAUUUUAAAUGUAAAGUGAUCACAUGUUCAAUAGCUGUAUUUCAGUGUAACUUUUCAAUGUUAACAAUUUAACCGGUGACAAUUUGCUGCUAAAAUUCACCGUCUGUGCCACCAGGCAGGGUUACUUCAGGUCAGAACCAAACAGCCAGCCAAUCCAGUCACGCUUUCUUUGUAUGUGAUGUCACGUGACUAAGAAAGUUUAACUGCGAUUGGCUGGGUGUUUUGCCUGGUGCACAGAUGGUGAAUUUUAGACACCGAAUUAUUGAACUAUUGAAAAUGUGAUCACUUCACAUUUCAAAUUCAAAUCCUAUUUCACUUCACAUUUCAAAUUCAAAUCCUGUUUUCUGUGGAAUUUCAAAUUCAAAUUCUAUUUCACUUUAUAUUUCAAAUUCAUAUCCUGCUGGCACUAAUCUACUUCCAUAGACCAGUCUCAGAUCAACACUUGGAUUAAGAUCACAUUGUACAAAAGAGGCAUGGGGGAUGCGCUUCCAAGCAUUAACCUGCGGCGCACCGAAUUUCACUCAAAUCAAUUAGGUGAGUGAAAAAAAAUAAUUGAGGCAGCUCGCAAGUUAAACGGUACGCAGCACUUUAGCACUGAUGUCUUUUUUUUAGCAUUUAUUUUAGUCUUCAACAUAAGAGCUGAUGACCGACACAAAAAUGAACUAUAAAUGACAACCAUGCUGGAAAGAAAGUUGAAACAGUCGCGUUGCAAGAAAAACAAAAACCCUCUCCAAAUGUCAACCUCGCAACUUUACACAAUGAAGUGGGACUAAAUUCACAAAAACGUCUCUCAGUAUCACAAGCACAAACCUUGCGCCUCAUCAGGUUAUGUCAAGGAAUUAAAGUUUUCCAGAGUAAUUGGCUCAAUGCGUUACUCUUUCUUGCGUGUCGUUUUACUUUUAAGUUGUACCGUUGUAGUGUAAGUUAUUUUUUGUGUCAAAAACCCAAGAGCCAGUGCUUACUUUUCAAAAUGAAAAGCUAGAUGAUUAAGACAGUACGUCACGAUAAAACUUGCACAUGAACUGUUUAAGAAUUUAACUUUUAGGUGAAGCAAUAAGGAAUAUUAGUUCCACAGAAACUGCCUUUUAAUUCAUAGGUUAGAUGUUGAUACUGGGUUUAAAACCCUCCGAGUCAAUCAAAUCGUCAUUUUAGUUUACACUGCAGGCUAUUUAAAAACAUUAAUAUUCAGAAUUCGGACACCCUCUAUUUCAACCAUUCAAAACAUUUUGCCGGACCCCCCUAAAAGACUUGCAUUCGAGAAUAAUUCGAAACCACAAUCAAAAUGAAGAACCGGAAUCACUCAAAUCCAACCAAUGCCCAACCCUACUUGAAGAUGUCAGCAUGAAGUUAAAGUAGCCCUGUUAAAAACAAAGCAACUAAAAAAUGUAUCAGACUGCAACCGUGUUGCCAUGUUGUCUCCUCGACUUGCUGCCUUUGUGUUGUGUCGUAAUGACAUGGAUUUUGUUUUUUGACUCUUCUUGUUUUUCAAGUAAAG